Molecule: messenger RNA, 1671 nt
Organism: Psilocybe cubensis
Lineage: Eukaryota; Fungi; Basidiomycota; Agaricomycetes; Agaricales; Agrocybaceae
Exons: 13
Coding region: 1-1671 (556 amino acids)
Biological process (GO): carbohydrate transport; transmembrane transport
Cellular component (GO): membrane
Molecular function (GO): carbohydrate:proton symporter activity
Source: RefSeq, a predicted model, not a curated record
AUGGCUCCUGGCGGCCUUGGGGCUAUUGUUGACUAUAUUCAUCAGGGGCCAUGGUACAAAACUAGAGGCAUCUUGGUCCUAAACAUUUUCCUUCUUGUCCCUCUUUUGACGUCAGUGAUUAAUGGCCUUGACUCCUCGUUGGUGAAUGGGCUCCAAAUCUCUCCGGAUUGGCAAGAUUACUUUGGCAAUCCAAGAGGAAAAACAUUGGGGCUUCUUAACUCUGCCCAAUUCUUAGGAAACCUUGUCGGCCUACCUUUCUCACCGUAUGUGUCCGAUACAUAUGGCCGUCGUGUAGCCUUGUUCUUGGGAAGUAUGAUUAUGUGCGCAGGUGUCGGACUACAGGCCGCGGCUUGGAGUAUCGCAGCGUUUAUCGGUGCUCGAUUCAUCAUUGGGUUUGGGCUCUCAUUUUGUACAAAUGCCGCCCCUCUACUUCUCAUCGAGCUCGCAUACCCCACACAUCGUGGAAGAAUAACUGCCAUGUUCAACUCCUGCUGGUAUCUCGGUAGCAUUAUCUCGGCAUGGGUCUGUUUCGGCGCAUUUGAUCACGCCAACGGUAGCCAAUGGUCCUGGCGUGUUCCUACUCUGGCUCAGGCUCUGGGCCCACUGAUUCAGAUUUUCUCUAUCUGGGCUAUGCCGGAGUCUCCUCGUUGGCUUGUUUCUAAGGGGAUGGAAUCCAAGGCUGCCGCUGUUCUAGCGAGGUAUCACGCGCCCACCAACGAUGUUUACGAUCAACUGGUGGUAUUCGAAAUGGCUCAGAUCCGGCACGCUAUCCGUAUAGAGGAAGAAAUCAGCAAGUCUACAUCCUACUGGUCUCUAUUUUCGAGCCCCGGUAAUAGGAAACGUAUGCGUAUCAUCUUGGGUAUUGCAGUAUUUUCGCAAUGGAGUGGAAACGGACUUGUGUCGUAUUACAUCAAUCUCAUUCUAGAAGGCGUUGGUAUCAUGAAGACGGAGACAAAAUCUAUUGUUAAUGGAUGCUUACAGGUCUUUAACUUUGGUGCAGCAAUGGGUGCAGCAAUGCUUGUGGAUUACGCUGGUCGUCGACCAUUAUUCUUAAUAUCAACUUCUGGGAUGCUCAUAACGUUUUGUAUCUGGACUGUUACGAAUGCAUUAUACAAUACUGUAGGGGACGUGAAUGCUGCAAAGGCUACUAUUCCUUUGAUAUUUGUUUUCUUUUUCUUCUAUGAUCUCGCGUAUACGCCCAUGCUUGUUGCAUAUACUCUGGAGAUUCUUCCUUUCAAGGUUCGAGCAAAAGGCUUUGCAAUCAUGAAUUUGGCAAUGAUGGCUGCAAUUGCCUUUAAUCAAUUUGUAAACCCGUGGGCACUUUCUGCGAUAAGCUGGUGGUAUUACGUCGUUUAUUGCGGUUGGCUUGUUUUCGAACUAGUCUUCAUCUUUUUCUUCGCUGUGGAAACUAAAGGGCGUACUCUGGAGGAAACUGCUGCUUUGUUCGACGGCGAAGAGCGACCAAACGAUCUGGCUGUUAUGGGUGACGCGGCUGCGAAUCCGACUGGAAAUCGCAGGCACAGCAUAAUUGUUAUUCACCCACAGGGACAAGACUCUUAUCGGGAGCGACAGACAAAAGUAGAAGAGCAGUAUGAAAUGAACAGGCGAUACUUAGACUCUGAUACCUCGAGUAUAUCCAGCAAAGAUGUCCUACGCAAGGCUUCUGGUUAA